CUAAGUAGAUUCAGUUUUAAUGAUGCAUAGAUUCAGUAGGUCGACCUUUUCUUGCGGUUUGAUUUUGUGGACUUGUGUACUCGGACACGUUAUCGCCCAGUCCCACAAGGCGGUUGUAUUCAUGCAUGGAAUCUUUGGGAGCACUAAGGAAUCGACCAUGUUAGAAUCCUUCAUUAAACAGGUCCACCCAGACACGCCUUUUUACUCCAUAGCCCUGUAUCAGCGAAUCAGCAGUCUCGUCCCCAUGUGGAAACAAGUAGAAGCCAUCAAAAAGGAGGUGGAAGGCAUCAUGAGCAACCAUACCAAUGGCAUCCAUCUUAUCUGUUUCUCUCAGGGAGGCCUCAUCUGUCGGGGCAUAUUGUCGACAACACAACAUAACGUGGACACAUUUAUAGCUCUCAGUUCUCCACUAGCUGGGCAAUAUGGCGAUACAAGUUAUCUGAGGCAUUUUUUUCCGAAUUUCCUCAAAUCUGAACUCUACAGAGUGCUGUAUACGAAAACUGGACAGGACAUAUCAAUCGGAAAUUAUUGGAAGGAUCCUCAUCAUCUGGAGAACUACCAAAAGCACUCCAAUUUCCUAGCUCCCUUAAACAACGACACCUAUACUCCACAAAUCAAUGAUUACAAAAAGAACUUUCUGAGACUUAGUCGGAUUGUUUUGAUUGGUGGACCUGAUGAUGGCGUCAUCACACCGUGGGAAUCCAGCCAUUUUGCCUUUUAUGACUCCAACGAGAAAGUUGUUGAGUUCGAACAACAGCGGUACUUUUUGGAAGAUUCGUUUGGUUUAAAGACAUUGUUCAGUGAAGGGAAGAUCAAGAUAUAUGUUAUUCCUGGUGUGCAGCACGUCCAUUGGCACAGCAACCGUACCGUGUUCAACAGUGCCAUUUUACCCUGGCUGAUUUAGAGGAUAUAGAUGGAAUCCAAUAUGAAAUAUUCUCCUAAGCAUGCAGUUAAUUACAAUGAUCAAAAAUUAGAUCUAUUGACGCAAAUUAACAAGCACAGGGGGAAAUCAUUUUUGUAGAACGUUUACUUAAUAAAUUGAUAUUAAAGUGAAAUUCAAUGCAUUUACGAUUGACUCCAUCAGUAUGAAUCAUUGAAAUAUUUCCAUUGUACAAAUUCAUAAUUUUUCACUCUGUUCAUUUCUUACACUCAUAUCUUAUGAAUAAAUAGGAUUGACAUA
This is a messenger RNA of Magallana angulata, 1180 nucleotides long. Its product is annotated as lysosomal thioesterase PPT2-A-like. Gene Ontology annotation, molecular function: thiolester hydrolase activity. Gene Ontology annotation, cellular component: lysosome. The record is from RefSeq and is a predicted model, not a curated record. Lineage: Eukaryota; Metazoa; Mollusca; Bivalvia; Ostreida; Ostreidae. The transcript is spliced from 9 exons. Bases 20 to 904 code for a protein of 294 amino acids.